AUGAAAACGUUUUGUUGUGCUCUUCUCUAUUUUCUUCCUAUUGCUUCUUGUUGGAAGGAUGAUAUUCUCAAACAGAAAGCGGCAUUUAUGGAGGCAGGAAUGAACGAGACGGCUGAUCCGUGCCAAGACUUUCACGCCUACGCAAACGGACGGUUUAAUUUUACGAAAUUGGAUAUGCAGUAUCUUGAGGAAGCCAAGCAAAUUCUGUCGGCUAAAGGUGAUGGAAAUGAAGUAAGGGUGUUUCUAGGCUAGAUAUACUCUUUCAAAGCGCUGCACGUCAAAUUGGGGAGUCCGGUGACCGGAAUAGACUUUCAGUUUUUUACACUAUGUCUUGAUUUCACAGAGAAGACAGAGAAAAUACGCGGAAAACGUACUCUCUCGUCCCAAAAAUUCCCCAUUUCUUCCUUGACAAAACGUUUUUUUGCGAUUUUUUGUUGGCGAAUUGCCAAUCCAUUCACGCUUUAGCUUAUCUCAGGUUGACGUGCUUGGAGAUGAUGCUUUCAAAGCGCCGUACAAUAAAUUGCCGAGCCAUAGUUUUUUCUCCGCGUUUCGCGUACUCUCUCGGCCCCGAAAAUGGGUGAAUAUCUCGACUGCCCUGGCAAAGCCCGAGUAAAAAGUUUCAGAGAUUGAAAUGUGGUAUAUGCCCAAACAAUGUGGAUAAUUUGAAGAAAAUUUGAGCGUCACACUUGGGGUACUUCACUUGUCAAAGCUCAUAUAGUGAGGAUUUAUUGAAUGGGAGCUGGUUGUACAGGCGCUCCCUGUAGUCAUCAAUUUUUUAUUUUUACUAACAAUAAGCCCUUGAAUUUUCAGUCAACUGUCUUACAAAAAGUCAAGGACCAUUACAAUAAUUGCUCAAAGAAUCCAUCGCUGUUCUUCUGGCGCUUAGAAAAAGCUCUCGAACGAUCUUCGCAACCCGAAGAAAUUGACGACCUUGUUAACGAAUAUCUUGAUAAAUCCUUCCUCACGGACGAUCAAAAAUACCUCAACCUGGUCCAAAAAGCAUACCAAAUGCUGUUCAAGUAUGGAAGCGAUAUGUUUGCAAUAAUAUUUAUGGUGCGUAUAGAAUAUUACGGCCAUCUCAGACUGCCGCAUGAAAAAUACUCCGACAAGGAUGGAAAUUCGUUGGCUGAUGCUAGAAUUAAUUUGUUGGAAAGUAAUGUAACGGACACUGAGGAAUUUUUGUUCGGGAUUUUCGGAGAGCAAUUCGACUUGAGCAACAUUACCGAGGUCGCACUGGUGUUUCCAAAGGGUAAUCAAGUAAGUUUGAGAAAUUAGAAUUCAUCCAUUAACAAGGAAAGUAUUUACUUCUAUGAGGUAUGGAGUUACAGGUCAAGACAUAUAUCAAAGAAAUUGCAAAAUUUUGCUGAUUCGGAAGAUGUGAAAGCGCACUCGUUAUCUUCCUUUGGAAGAAAGCAGUGUGGCCGAGUGGUCUGAGGGCUAGGCUGAGAAUCCGAUGGGAAAGGCUGCCCAUGGGUUCGAUCCCUUUUUGCAAAGAACUCUUUUUUACCACUAUUAAGGUGUAGUCUUAUUGUCAAUCAAAUUUCAUAUUUUAAGGCUUGUCAAGACGCCAGAGUUUGUUUUUGUUCAAAACAAAAUUUUUGAAUUGGUAAAGCUUCGUCAAAAAAGCAUUUGCGCGGUGUUGCGAGAAAAGUUCUGACAACCCCAUAGACCCCAUAGAAGUACUUUCCUUGUUAAAAAAACGGGUCCCGUUAUACUACAAAUAUCUAUACGAAACUCAAACACUACUUUCAGACCUUAUUUGGUUUGUAAUAUUGAAAAAAUCAAAAAAAAUCAAAAGGGGUUUCGAACCCGGCCCGCAGGUUCGCCCCGUUCAGCGCCUUACCCCACUAGGCCACCGAAGCACUGGUGCGCUGUGCUUUGGAAAUCGUUCGGAUUUGUUUCCUCGGAAAAAGGGUGAGAUAAGCCUGGAACUAAGGCGUGCUCGCUAGCUAAGGCGUAGAGCAAAAAUAGCAGCUAAUAAAAUGUGACCCUAGACCAGUUUUUCACGCUCUUUCAAAUGGUGUAUGUCUCAAGAAAAAACCAGGAUGCGCGAUUUUGCCGAUCCCUUGUGAGGGUUUUUUCGCCUUUACAAACCAAAACUGGGCAGCUAAUUUUGGCAUAUUCUGAAUCAGAAAAGUUUUGCGAUUUCUUUGAUAUACGUCUCGACCGGUAACUCCAUACCCAAUUGAAGUACUUUCCUUGUAAAAAAUUGUCAUCAUUUCUUACUAUCGCAUCUUUUAGACACAUCUCCGCGAUGUUUUUCUAUACCAACUCACCGUAGCCCUUCACAAAACUGUAAACAUACCGGAAUACAAGAAUUGUGAGCAUUACAUUCUCGAAAACUUCCUCGUAUACUAUGUGAAAAUGCUCUUCGAUUAUUUGGGAGAGGACUAUCUUGAUCAGAGUAACAAAGCUUACUACGAAGAUGCAGAACGGCUAGUAGAAGCUGCUGAAGUGUCGCUUAGAUUUGGCAAUGUUUUGAGCGAUGAGAUGAGAACAAAGAUGUUGGGGAGGCUGGAUAGAAACAAAUUUUUUGGAAUAAACCAUCCAAUUUACAUGGAUGAAGAAUUUUACAAGUAUUAUGACAAUCUGACUCUUGUGAAUCCAAUUCAAAGCCGUUGGUUGAACCAGUGGAAGCCACUGAUUCGUGCCGCCAAAGGAAAGGAGAAUAUGUUCUAUCACCUGGCGGAUGUUGAGGUAAGCGUAAAGAUAAACUUGUAGCUGCAAAGAAAUUUGACGUGGUCUCUUCGUCCACGCAUUUUUACCAUCAACUUUCCGGAGGAAUAUUUCGUAUAGCUUCACAUGCAAAAUCGCCAAACAUAAGGCAAUCUCGUCGGCGUAAAAAAACGCUCAUCGUCAAACUUUGCAGUUCAACGCCUACCACCAUCCCAUUCCUCAAUUCACAAUUAUUAAUAUUGAUCCAAUGCGGUUCCCCUUCUACCAUCCCUCCUUCUCGCCGCUAAUGCGAUUGUCCGGCACGGGUUCCGUUGUUGGCCAUGAGCUUGGGCAUGACUUUGGUAAGAUUUUGAUUACAAAAAUUUCAAAUCUUCAAUUUUAAAAUUCUAAUUUUUGACUUUAAAAUUCAAAUUUUAGACUUCAAAAUUCAAAUUUUCUAUUUUAAAACUCAAAAUUUUUGACUUUCAGAUUCAAACCUCCUGGAACUAACCGAACUAGACUCUAGCUACAUCGAAAUUUUCGAUUGUCUUUACAAUUUCUACAAUGGUCAGUGCAAUCCUGAGCGUCCGGAGCGUUGUAUUGAUCCCAAGCACAACAUUGAGGAAAAUUUCGCCGACGUUUUUGGAAUUCAAAUGGCCUAUUUUGCGUAUAAAAGAGACGCCGCUAUUAACGGAGUUGGCCAACGACCUCGAGGCAACAUAUUGGACCACCUCACUGAUGACCAGCUGUUCUUUUUGAAUGUCGCGCAAACACUUUCCAUGAUGCCGCCAUGGGACAAGCAUCGAACUCCGGCUGAUCCUCAUUCCCCUGGCCCCACGCGAAUUUGGGGAGCGCUCUCGCAAUUCAACGCGUUCGCGAACGCCUUCAAUUGCCCGGUAGGAAGUAAUUAUCGACAGGAGAAUGGGUGCAAAUUGUAUAAUACGGAUAUUGUGGCGGAUUAUAAUCUGACGAACAUUGAAAUUUAA
Bursaphelenchus xylophilus (pine wood nematode) is the source of this 3641-nucleotide messenger RNA. The record is from the annotation of a GenBank genome assembly. Lineage: Eukaryota; Metazoa; Nematoda; Chromadorea; Rhabditida; Aphelenchoididae.